Molecule: messenger RNA, 3695 nt
Organism: Pseudophryne corroboree (corroboree frog)
Lineage: Eukaryota; Metazoa; Chordata; Amphibia; Anura; Myobatrachidae
Gene: TTC32
Product: tetratricopeptide repeat domain 32
Exons: 4
Coding region: 233-640 (135 amino acids)
Molecular function (GO): protein binding
Source: RefSeq, a predicted model, not a curated record
CAAUAGUAUGUGAGGGUGGGCACUGGGCUCAGGUCGUUAGUGGUAAUUGUGUAUUUGUAUAUAGUCAGUGUAUAAUGCGUUGCAGCAGACGCUGUUACAUGGCUGUAAGUGUAACUACAGCAGGGUAUAAUGCAGCAGAGCACCGGUCACUGACACCUGCUGCAUGUCUCACUGCAAUUACCCCGCAUGCAUGCUUCCAUUAUAGACACUGCAUACAUGCAGCAGUCCCACAAUGGAGCAUAGCCUGCUGCAUUCUGCAAACACUGCGCUGGAGAGCCGCCAAUUGAAAAUGGCCGAAGACCUGUAUGGGAAGAUUAUAAAUAGCUGCGCACAAAAUAGCAAAUGUAGCACAGAAGACCUCGCCGUUGCGUUCAAUAACAGGGGACAAAUUAAAUAUUUCCGAGUUGACUUCUACGAAGCGAUGGAUGACUACACGGAGGCCAUACGAAUAAACCCGCGUUUUGAGGUUCCAUACUACAACAGAGGCUUAGUCCUGUAUCGAUUAGGAUUUUAUGAUGAAGCCGUUAAGGAUUUCCAGAAAGUUUUACAGCUGAACCCCCGGUUUGAAGAUGCCAAGAUCAGCCUCAGACAGAGUAUUCUGGACAGUGAAGAAAGGAGGAAGAGGAUGGCUGAUGUCUAGAGUAGACCGCGCGGGAUGCAUUUUAAUUUGCCGGCUGUCGGGAUCCUGGAGGUCAGGAUACCAACGCUGGAUUCCCGACAGCCAACAAUGCCGCCAGCCGGCGCAACAGGACUAUUCCCACUCGUGAGUGUCCAUGACAGCCAUAGACUGGGAAUAGAUCCUGUGGUGAGCGCAGCAAGCCCGCAUGGGAACUCUCUUUGCGCUCGCCCUGCUGUCGGCAUUCUGGCAUGCGGGAUGCCGCUGUCUGAAUAUUGACAGCCGGCAUCCCGUCCGCCGGUAAAUCACACUGAAUCUGACCGUACACCCCCCAAGGCAUAGAUUGCUGCUGAGAAGCCCCUUCCACCAUGGUUCCAACCACAGCAGGGAUCAUUCACUCAAGCGGUCUCCCUCUGCCUUUCGUCUGACCGUGUAACUCCUUCUUCUUUUUUUUAUCUUUAAACUAUUCUGUAACAAUCAAGAAAAGUAGAGAUUAUAAGACAAAAGAUAAAUUGUGGUAAUAAAAUUGGUAAUGGAUAUACCACAAGAAAACGGUAUAAUAACGGAGAGGGUGAAUCUGUACAUGUUCCUCAUAUCGACGCUGACAGAUUGUCUACAUUGUAGAUGUUAGGGGCCGGUUCACAACUGCAUGAAAAAACGCAUUAUCAACAUACCAACUGCCAGCGUUCUGUCCAUGUCAACAGUCUGUCGACUUUCUGUGCCACACCCGGUGAGACAAGUAUGUGAACUAUGUAGAGACUGAACUACGUCAGUAUAUUGUACACUGCUUGUGGCAAAUGAUUGUCUAUAAUUCUGUUGUGUAAAGUCUAGAACAGAAAUAAUGCUGACUCACAAAUGUUUAGUGGCCGGAGACCUGCAAUAUUACAAACCUUUACAGCAGGCCAAGCAAUUUGUACACUCUGGGACUUGUAGUUCUGCAAGAGCUAAAGGGCCUGUAGCCAUUCAAAACUGCAGAAUGCCGAUGUUCAACUGGUGUCACAUGGACGAGACAUAAUACAUAAGAGAGAACAAGCGUACCAGGUGGGGAAGAGGAAAACGUGGAAGAAAUACAGUUAUAGGUUGAAGUGAUUAUUGCAGCCUUAUGGGCAGAAAGAAAGUAUCCGGCUAUAGAUCUACACUAAAAAGGUCUACAGUCAAUAGGUCGACCACUAAUGGUCGACAUGCAGUAGGUCGACAGGGUCAAAAUGUCAACACGUUUUUAAGGGCUUUUUACAACUUUUGCUGCAUUUACUAUUCAUGUCACAAACUAUUACCUUUAGUAACCUUGUGGUGAGCGAGCCACCGCUCCCAAAGCGUGGCGAGCUAAGCGAACCGGCAAGGGGACGCAUUUAAAAAAUAAUUGGGGUAAAAAAUGUUUAAAACCACAAAACACCCAAUUUUUUUUUUUUUUUUUUUUUUACUUUUUUUUUUUUGGGGGGGGGGUCUACCUUUUGUCUGUCAACCUUUUGACCUUUUACUGUCGACCUAAUGACUAUCACAACCCAGAAAGCCACUGUCGGCAGUCACAGUGGUAGGUGUGUCGCUGUGACAGAACGGUUCAUGAUUUGCAGGCUCUCCUGCCACUCCUCUGUCAGCGCUGUCUAACAUCUCAGGUAUAGAGCGGCACAUUGCUGAGCUCUGCAACCUUUUAUUUCUAUUAGGGAGAGUAUCAAAGAGCAACAUUUACCUCACAUUCCGCUCUCUGCAGACUCUUUACAGGCACUUUUCUCCAGCAGAUUGAAUUUAUACUGUACCAGCAUUCUUACAGCUGUUUUUUAAUUCAUUGCGUUUUCAUAAUUUGCCUUAAAGUGUCUAUAUCUACUAGACAGGGUUUAUUAUUAAAAAUAAUAAAUGCAGUAGAUGUAAAGGCAUUGGUGAGUGCAAAGUAUUUAGGAAAUGUUCUGUGUAUGCAAGGUGAUAUAUUACGUUUAUUUAAUGGUAAUUCCCCCUCACCAUUAAACACGUGGCCCAUGCCACAACCUACAGGUAGUGCGGUAUGUACGUAUAUGGUCAGGGAAUCUUGAUGGGUUCCGAUUCCAGAGUUUUUGAGGGCCUGCAGCACUUUUAUUUGUGAUUGAAUAAUUUAAUUAAAUAAUUUUCCCACAAAGGUCUAAAUUUAAUAUUUAUAUACUGUAUAAUAUAAUCUAUGAUGGGUUUCCAGAAGCUCUGAUCCGCCAGAGAACUGAAGUUAUUUUGCAUAAAAUGGGUACCCAGUUUCUGAUGUGUCAGCUCUUUACAUAAUCUGGUCCCGCAAAAUGGAAUUUCUUUUUUCCAACGUUCAAAUCUGGAUGUGGUCAUCUGCCUGAUCUGACUGUCCUUGGUCAGAUCAUACAGACUUUACAGACACCCUCCCAGAUGAAAACUGGAAACUAGAAAAUAAAAUCCUACAUCAGGUUACUCCGUAUGUCCAGUGAAAUUCCGCAUCCAGGCCAGUGAAUCUGUGUACAAGGACUCAGCCACUGGCUUCGGCACACCCAGAAAACUGGGCUGACACGCCCCCUGUUUUCUGGAACGCUCUGUGUCAUCACCCCCAAAUACCAGCAGCAUGCCGACGUUGCAGAAACAGAUCUGUACAUCUGCAGAUCUGCAAACAUCAGAGAGGUUUAUAAUAAUCGAUUAUACGUACAUCUCUGAAUUAGGCCCCAAGGUAGCUUUAUAGGGCGUGGAGUCAGGAUAGAUCCACAAUACCCUGGAGCAAUACCCAUGGCGGUUAUGCAAUUAUUGGGCAUAAUUUAGGUGAGGACUGCGGAGAUGAGCCCUCAUCUUUAUUGGAUUACUUUUGAUUGUGAUGUCCCUUUAAUCUUUCCCUAUCAUGAUUGCGGUUUUGUGUAACGUUAUCUUAUUUAUAAUCAUGUUAUAAAGCAAUUUAUUACAAUUAAGGAUCAGCCAGUUGUUUUGGAUUCCACUAAAUGGUUCUAGCCUGGAGUUUACAAUAAGGCUAGUACUUGUGUUUCUUCAUGUUGGCUUGAUCUGAAUGUAUUUAAAUGGUUAUCUUAUUCAUCAUCAUAUUAUGCUGAUAUUGCUUGUACAGAUUAUGAAGUUUUAUUCAUUAACUUUAAUAAAAUCUAUUUCUUUAAAA